Molecule: messenger RNA, 9113 nt
Organism: Spodoptera litura
Lineage: Eukaryota; Metazoa; Arthropoda; Insecta; Lepidoptera; Noctuidae
Source: RefSeq, a predicted model, not a curated record
ACAGGUCAACUAUAUCUUGUCUAUGAUAUACAGUGACUGUUGGCGAAGAGUGUCUGUUUUGUCCGUAUUUUGCUUUAAUUUUACGGCCAUGUGUGGUGAUAAUUACGUGUUUGAUAAAAUUUCUAGUGAUGAUAUCCACCACUGCAAACAGUAAAGUAAAAGCCCCCAAGGGAGCGGAGUGUGUGGACGCUCCGGAUAGGGAUGAAAUCGUACAAGAAAACACGGACGAUAAGGUCAGAGGUUAUGUUGGUGCGUACGAUGCAUCCUCGUCAUUUGGGGGACCGUCCAGAGAUGGCAGGUAUCGGUCCCGAGGUCGUGUCACCGAGUUCAGGCCGUCUCGAGGCGGCGGACGAGGAGGACGAGGUCGAGGCGGAUUCCCGCCCCGUGGAGAUCGUGAGCCCCUAGACAACUCAUUCAAAUAUCACGAAACGCUAAACCAGUCCUCGAAUGACACUUGGGCCCAGGGAAAUAGCAGCAACAAGUUCUAUGAACGUCCAGAAUUGGUCGUCAAUCUGCCCGAGGACCCUCGCAUCUCUAAGCUGCUGCGUCGCCUAUGUGCUGAAGUAGACAUGGAAAAAUCACUAGUAAUAUGCAGCAAACUUCAGGAUGCCGUCAUGCUGCCUGAAAAUUCUCGAUACAUACGACGUUCAUAUGAUAUAUUAGUUGAAUCACUAUUGGAUGUACUAUAUGAUGCUCCUGGCCCUGAGACAAAAGAAGGUGCAUCUGUAGUUCUUGGAAGGAUUGGUUAUGUCAUGGGACCUGAUUUUAGGAAACAUUUGGAAUGGAUUGCUGCUAGUUAUGGAGUCCAUAACACUUCAAUCAAACAUUACCUAACACUCUCAUUUACAGAGACAUUUCAACUUGAUUAUCAAACUCCACAUUUAGCUGACUUUGCUGAAGUCACUUUAGACAGGCUCCAGACUAUCAUUGAAGGUACUGACUCAGCUGAUGUGUUUAUGUGUGCUAUAAAUGCCAUGAUUAUCCUGUCAAAUUCAUAUCCAGAACAUUUUGCAAACCAUUUUGUGGACACUGUAGACAUACUUGUUGGGUGGCAUGUGGAUAAUGCUCAGCCCAAGAAAAUUAAAGAUUUUGCCCUACAGUCGUUGCUUAAACUGAGUCGGCACUGGCAGGCUGAUGUAGGAUUCUCUGUCAACCUCUUAAAUCAGUUUGUGGAAGAUAUGGUAGCAUAUUCUGCAGAAAUGGAACCAAAUCGCACUGAAAAGCAAAAUGAUGUCACCACUCCAGAAGACUGCAUGCUUAAGAUAACAUCUUUCUUGAAUGUUUUCAAUACUGUCGUUAAGAGUUUAGGAACUCUGUUGAGUCCUACAGUAUCACAGAUUGUUUCUUGGUCAUUUCUUAGUGAAGCAUUUACAAAAAUAUUACAAGUUUUGUCAAAAACUAUGAAGAAUGAUGCUGAAGCUGACCUUAUAUUGGCAGGUAAUGAAUGCAUUGCUUUACUCUUGAAAUAUUUACAAUCGAAGUCUUCAUCUUGUUCUCCAGCACUGUUUGCCUUAAUAUCUAAGGAGAUGGCCAACUUUUUGCAAGGGGAAGAAAGUGUUAGUCUCAGCAUUAUUGACUUAAUAUCCACCGUAAUUAAGGAAAUAGCAUCUAACUUGCCGAUUGAGUUCAUUUCACAAGCAAUUGGUCCUGAAUCCUUUUUACGGCCACUGCGUUACUCAGACAGUUCUCCCAUUUUAAACAGUGUUUUGUCAGUAUACAGUAAUUUACUAAAUUUGAAAAACAUUCCACUUUUGCAAGAAACAUACAAAUAUGUUUUGACAGAUAUUCAAAAUUCCUAUUCAGUUAUAAUACCCGACAUACAAAUAAUAAAACCAGAUUACCAAGAAGAAGUUGAUAAAGAUAAUGCAGAGAAAAAUGUAAUAUUUUAUCUACAAUGUCUGUCAGAACUGGCAAAUGCAAGUAAUUCUAUAAUUGGUAUGUGGGCUUUACAGCCUAGCAUUCUGGAACUAUUAGCCAUAAAAAUGUGCCCUCAUGCUGAAAAACUAAUUAAGGAAAAGCCAGCCCUUCAAUAUUCUGUACUGUACUUGCUUCAUUCACACUGUAAAAAAAAUAAUCAUUUUAUUGCUUCUAGUGAUUUGGUUACGAAUACCCAGCAACGAGCUAAUGAUAUAUUUGGGCUAUCUAAUCUGAGUCUUGGUGAUGUAUCCAGCACCAGCCCCACUUCUGGUCAUUUAGCCGUUAUCCUCAAUACACUAAGCAUGGUAUUGGAUGAAGAAGCCCCUAAAGAAACUUUAAUAUUGAUUCUCAAUUGGGUAUCUGAUAUAUUUUGCCAGUUAGACAAAUAUUUACCCAUUGUCAGCAUGUCGAAAGGGUUCUUUGUUCUAACAACUAAUAUGUUAUCAUUGGCAUAUAAUUUCGAUGAAGAAAUUGUUUUGCUUGUAAUGAAAAAUUCACAACAUUUACUGAAAAACAAAACUCUCACUUGGAAUGUUAUGGUAUUGAAAACAAUAGCAGUACUUUGCAUAUUACACAUUGACAAUCAAAAUAAAACAUUGUCCAAUGUUUGUAAAGAUGUACUAUUUGACUUACCUUGGGACAUAGUACAGUUGGAGCUUGACAAACAGUUAGUUAAAGUGUUCACUGCAAGGAAGAUGAGUUUGAACAUACUCAAUAGUGACACCAAGGCCAAUUCUUUUAAAGAGUAUCUUAUGCAUGGAUCUUUUACUGUACUUUCAAACCAGCAUUUUAAAUUAAUUAUGAACUGCCUUCUUCAGGCUACACUGGAGGAUAAAAAAGCUUUAGUAGAUGCAUUUUUAACGUCGUGGCCUUUGCAAACUCCCGAUAUUGAUGAAAAUAAUAUAUUGUUCUUUCGACAAUGUGCUAUGAGUUUUUCAUCUAUUUGCGUAGGUUGGGCACUUUCAGAACUGGCUCAAACUUGUGUGUCUUUAAAGUUACGAACCAUUCUCGGCAAACCACACGAGACAUUUAUGAGGAUUGAGGGAGCGUUAAAAGGAAUAGCCAGAGAGAUAUCUUCUCAUGACACUAAAUAUUUAGGUAAUGAUCAACAAAAUGUUGUGGAAGUUGUAACGUUAGAACAAACAAGGACACGUUGGAUAACUGAGUUUAUGAUGUUCUUAGAGAAGUACAUUUACAAUGCUGCUGAGGGCACUGCUAUAGUGUUGCCAGCUGUUACUAAGCCUGUGAAAACAUUUUUCCAUACAAACUGGCCUACUUGUCGGGAGUGGUUGACAAGAGUUCGUCCCGCUGCGCUUGCCGUCAGCUUACACGCAGGACAUUUUGGUGCUGCCAUCUACCAUGCUUCCCUCAUACUGCAAACAGCCGCUAAUUCUAAUACCAAUAUAGACGUGGAAGCGAUUACAAUAAGCAUUGCCAGGGCUCUCAUCAAAAUCGAAGAGCCAGAAGUGCUACUUGGUUUAUAUGUGUGGAUUAAACAAAACUUUGAUAAGAAGCUGUUCUGGCUUAAAGGAGCUGCCGAACAGGCCAAUUCUAAACAUGAAUCAGCCAUAGAGUACUAUAAGAAAAUAAACAGUUUAAGUCCUCAGGAAGAAUCGAAGGAAUUUGAAAUAGCGUCGCAAGUAGAUACAAGGAGUAACAGAUUCAUCGACGAGCAAAUCAUGGAAAGUUAUAAGCAUAUACAAAGCUGGGAAGAUAUGCAGGAAUGGAUAGACAAAGAUCAAUUUAACGCAAACAGUUCACAGUGGAGCUAUUUAUCGACGUUGAAGUUUUUCGAAGAUACUACAGAAAUUCCGGAGGAACUCGUUAACUGGGAUAUACUUGAUAGUGAAGCUAAUGAAAUUCCCAAGAAUGUGUGCUCCUAUCAAGGUCUCUUGAAUAAAAUUGAAUUGACUCUUAUGUGCACUGCAGUCAAGAUGUACAACAGUGAUUAUAACGAUAAAUAUGAAGAUUUGUUAAAACAAUGUGACUUGUUGCUCAAAUCACAAGCAGAAGAAUUCUCCAGAACGAAUGCCGUACAUUUCUUAAAAGAGGUUGCAGUGUUGCAGUUAGCUAAUCAUGGGUUAACCAACAUUAUAAAGAGUGGAAAGCUUAUUACUAAUCCUUUUAAACCAUCAACAGUAAAGGAGUAUAAGUACGGGACUGAAUUUAAAAACUUAAGCAGAAUAUUAUGGUGGAACCAAUAUUUCACUAAACUAAAUAUGACUGAAGAAAAUGUAUACUAUGCAGAAUGCCUUCGGUUAGAUGUAAUCAAAAGUGCAAGGAAAAACGCAAACCUAGUCAUGGCCAAGAGAGAACUCUUAAAUCAUUUUAAACAAAAUUCAGCGUUCCAAAUGUGUUUGGGACAAGUUAAUAACUUGGAUGAUUUGAGUGAAGCACUUCUUUUAUCUACUAAUACUUACGACCUUGAAAUUUGGACUCUUAACAACGCUACUGCGUUGGCCGAGCUCUGUAAAUUGACUUAUGUAAAAGAAGAAACUAAAAUUCGCGCUGUCAAUCUUUGUGCGAGCAUUUCGUAUGGAUUUUCUCAGAGAUUAGCAAUGGGUGAACAAAAUUAUGAAUUAAGAGAAAAAGGGACUAGACUGCUACUCACUUUGUCCAAAUGGGUCCAAAGCGAGACUGAGAAUAUCUUGGACGUGGACUCACCCUUGCUCAAACUAGUAUCAGUUCUACCAGAAAUUGGACUGGUGGAUAACAACAUAUCGGAGAAUGUUAUUCCCGUGUCGGACUCAGCUGUUGGUAAAUUACUACAAUUUGGAGUGAAUCAAUGCCCGGGGUUGGCUAAAGCUUGGGCUAAUUUUGCUGCUUGGUGCUUUAGGUGGGGUCGAAAAAUGGUUGAAUUCAGUUCUAAGACUCGAGAACAGUUGACAGAAAAUGAUAAAUUACAGAUAGAGAGCGUAAUGAUUGGAUGUGCACCUCAAGACUUUGAAGCAGUUUGUGAAAUAUUGUCUAAAACAAAAGCUACGUGUGAUGACGAAGAUAUUGAUUGGAACGAAAUCAACACUUCUGAAAUGAUAGAGAGUCAGCUUCGGACUGUACCGUCUUUAAGUAAUGCUUUCCCUGAACACCUUGCAUUGUUAGUGGACAUUUGGCGCCAAGCGCAAAAGCGAGUGUUUUCCUAUUUCGAACUCUCGGCGGAUGCUUACUUUAAAUUUCUACAGCUUAUUUGUGCAUCAGAUUAUAUAAACCAUAGUGGAGAAAACGCGGUUGUUAAUGCCACAUUGAGACUGUUACGUUUGAUCGUAAAACAUGCUAUGGAAUUGCAGACAGUUUUGGAAUCUGGAUUAGCAAACACCCCUACUCAACCUUGGAAAGUAAUUAUUCCCCAAUUGUUCUCCCGUCUCAACCACCCGGAAACUUACGUGAGAAAAUGUGUAUCUGACUUGUUGUGUAGAUUGGCAGAAGACACUCCGCAUUUAAUCACUUUCCCAGCAGUUGUUGGCGCAGUGGAAAACGAACAGAAAGAUUUAAUAGAAUUGAAUGUUGCAAGAUCCUAUUUGUGUAACGUCGCAAGCAGUGGUGAAGAUAAUCUUGAUGUAGAAGACUCUCUCAGCGAUAAAGUAAUCAAUAAUGAACUCAAUUCUUGUUUCUUGGAUAUGGUAGAAACACUCGCUAAACAAGCACCAAAAACUAUUUUGCAGGUGAAGCUAUUAGUCAAAGAGUUACAGAGAAUUAAUUUGCUUUGGGAUGAGUUAUGUCUGGGUACUUUAGUUCAACAUCACUCUGAAUUUACAAAGCGACUUUCACAGUUAGAAAUGGAAGUAGCGAAAGUAAAAAAUAAUCCCCAUUUGUCUGCCGAAGAUAAAGACAAACUUAUCAAAGAGAAACAUCGCAUUAUAUUUGAACCAAUUGUUUGUGUGUUGGAGCAAUUGUAUCAAGUGACUUCAGCAAACCCUGAGACACCACACGAAGUGUCAUUCCAAAAUAAAUUCCAGUCUCUUAUCGCGGAUGUCAUAGAGAAACUAAAGAACCCUGCGAAUCCAGAUAAACCACAGGACUCAUGGGCCCCAUUGAAACAACUGCAAAUAAAAUUGCAGCAAAAAGUAAAUAAAAGAACUUCAUACAUUUUGAAAAUGUCCGACAUUAGUCCUGUUUUAGCAGAACUUAAAAAUACCGUGAUCACUAUGCCAGGAGUACAUACUAACCAGCGAGCCGUAAGAGUUACGAUUAAGGCAGUGGAAAAUAAUGUAGCUAUAUUGCCUACCAAGACUCGGCCAAAAAAACUUGUAUUUUACGGGUCGGACGGGAAAGCUUAUACGUAUUUGUUCAAAGGAUUAGAAGACUUGCAUCUAGACGAGAGAAUCAUGCAGUUGCUGUCUAUAACUAACACAAUGAUGGCCAGGGAUUCUGAAAACAAUGACAACCAAACUUAUAGAGCGCGCCAUUACUCUGUGAUACCUUUGGGUCCUCGAUCGGGACUGAUUAGUUGGGUAGAUAAUGUGACACCUUUGUUUGCGUUGUACAAACGUUGGCAAAACCGAGAAGCUGCUAUUUUAUCGGCUAAAACCAACAAGACUGUGAAUGUGUUACGACCAUCGGAGUUGUUCUACAACAAGCUAAAUCCUCUUUUGAAAGAAGCCGGCGUUUCAACGGAGAACAGAAAGGAAUGGCCUGUAUCGAUAUUGAAGCAAGUUCUGCAUGAGUUGUCGACGGAGACUCCGCGCGACUUGCUCUGGAGAGAGCUGUGGUGCAGCAGUGUGAGCCCUGAGCAGUGGUGGCAGAUGACGCGUCGGUACAGCUACUCAGUGGCCGUGAUGAGUAUGAUAGGCUAUAUAAUCGGACUAGGUGACAGGCACUUGGACAAUGUCUUAGUGGAUCUUACAUCUGGUGAAGUGGUGCAUAUAGACUAUAACGUGUGCUUCGAGAAGGGCAAGACGCUGCGGGUGCCAGAGAAGGUGCCGUUCAGGAUGACACCCAACUUGGUGACUGCGCUCGGCGUGACUGGAGUCGAGGGUAUAUUCCGUCUAGCGUGUGAGCACGUGUUGCGCACUAUGCGACGAGGGCGUGAGACAUUGCUAACGCUGCUGGAGGCGUUUGUGUAUGAUCCGCUGGUGGAGUGGGGCGGCGCCGCUGGUUCCGCGGGUAAGCGCCGCUGUACCGCGCGCGACGUGCGCGCAGCACUCGCCAUGAUGGCGGUGCGCACGCAGGAGCUGGCGCAUCACUUCACUGAAGUCACAGAACAAUUCCUAGCUGUACUGCCCGAUAUCAAACAGUGUGCUGAGAAGUGGCUGAAAGAAAACGAAGAACUGAAAUCAGUAGAGACUCGCUUACAGGACUGCCACCAGCAGAUGGCUCUUAUUAAGGAAAUAGAAGCGUAUGGACCAAAUCUAAACAGUCACCCAUUGUACGCCAUCUCUCAGAAGUACUCCUCUUACAAACAUGCUAAGAACGCCGUGGAGGACUCGAUGAAGGCGUUAGUGAAGAUACUUAACGAAUUUGAUACUCAGAUAGAAAACUUCGCAACCACUACGGAAGCCAUCAAUGGUCCACAACUAAUGGCGUGGGUGCAAGAAUUCUCUGGCACCGACGAAGAGGAGCAACCAAUCUUUGAACAUAUUAAAGACUUCCUUACUAAUGCUGGACAAGCAGCCAUGAUAUCGCAGUGCGAACAAGCGGAGACAGAACUGUAUCAAAGCAUGAAGCAGACCCACCAUCUUGUCAGGUCCUGCCUCGAAUUACUCUCGCAGUAUGUGGCAGUGUCGCAGUACUACCCACAAAGUCACACCGAGUACCACCGCGUGCUGGUGUUUCGGAAAUUAGUAGCUGCAGCCCUGGAGAGCAAGUCCCCUGAAGUGUGCCGCGACGUCGCUAACCAAGUGGCAGCCCUGAUCAAUGCUGAAAACAACAAGAGUGACACAUCGCAGCAAAUCAUUAAUUAUAACUACCGUCUGCAAAAUAUGAAUGUUGAAGCGAAUGCUAAUCUGACCAAAGCUAUAGAAAGACUGCAGUUGGAAGGGGGUCCCGAUGCGCUGGCUUUGGCUCAGGAAGCUUAUAGAGAGGCCAAAUCUAACAUUAGUAACUGGGUGAGAACGGAGGAAGGCGCGGGAGAGGCGCUGGAGUGUGUUGUCAUCGGCAUGCUUUGCAACCUGAACAGGAGAUACCUCAUGCUGGAGAAUGGAGCCCAAAGCGCAGGGGAUUGUCUCGUGGACUUGACAUCUAGAGAGGGAGAGUGGUUCCUGGAUGACAUGAGCACGUUGUCCAUGCAAGCUGUCGAGCUGCUGUCACUGCUACCUUUACAAUCCGCGUCGGCUGAGGACGCCGCCAUGCCAGUCGCAGUAGAGUGCGUCCGAAACGCGAACCUGCUCCUCGCCGACCUGGUUCAGCUGAAUUACAACUUCAGCACCAUCAUACUGCCUGAAGCGCUGAAGAAGAUACACUCUGAAGAUCCAUCUGUGCUAUUGAUGAUCAGUGAGCUGAACGCGGUGAUCAUGAACUCCCCGGUGCCACUCAACGAGCUGCUUUCGCAGUUGGAGCUUCAUCUUAGAUACCUAGUUAUGGAUAUGGAAUCCCCAGCGAGCUCGGCACCCCUACUAGCCGCCGAGGUGCGGUCGCGGUACGAGGCCCUCCUGUCAGCGCCCGUGAGUGAGGCGGAUGGCCAGUCCUCCGGCCGCAUGUUGUUGAUGGGCUUCAACGGACUCUUCGCAGCCGUGGAGCUGCGCGCCAGAGAGUUGGCUGAUCACCUCGCGAUACCCAUCCCUCCCGCCUGGAGGAAGAUCGAUCAUAUCAACGAAUCAAUGCAUAUGUCGGCGGCGCUGCAGAGCGCGGCGGUGCGCGCGGUGCUGGAGGACGUGUUCCUGGUGCGGCGCCUGCAGGCCGUGGCCGAGGUGUUCGCCAUGUGCGCUCAGAUGGCGGCCGCCUUCAAGGGGACCGGCCCGCCCACUCUCUUCGAUGAUACUGCGCUCUGCAAACCUGUCAGGAGGUUCACGGCAGAGUACGUAUCUCGCUGCGUGUUAGGCGUACAGUCGAAGGCACUAGCGAGCGUGCUGUGUCUGUUACUGCGUCGCGCCAACCUCGACCUACACGCUGAGGUCGAGCAGAAGGAAAUCGGAGCAUCGUGGAGCGUAUCCCUAGAGUCCCUAUGCGAGAAGGCGCGGCGGCGCGCGGGCGGCGGCGCGGGGCGCGGCGCGGGGCUGGCGCGCGCGCUGCAGGCCGCCCGCGGCCGCCUGGAAGAAAUUUAA